Molecule: messenger RNA, 1623 nt
Organism: Aspergillus alliaceus
Lineage: Eukaryota; Fungi; Ascomycota; Eurotiomycetes; Eurotiales; Aspergillaceae
Product: zinc-binding alcohol dehydrogenase family protein
Exons: 2
Coding region: 1-1623 (540 amino acids)
Molecular function (GO): oxidoreductase activity
Source: RefSeq, a predicted model, not a curated record
AUGCCAUCAUCUGCCGAGAACUCUCCCUCCAAUGGGGCGACUGAUGAAUCCCCGAGUGAGUUCCCGAAUGGGACCCCGGACGAACCCUCGGAUGAGCCCGUUCCGCAUCUAAAAAUUCCUCCGCAUAUCCUAAGUCUUCGUCAGAAGAUCUUCGCGCUAGACUCACCUCUCACGAUACCCGUGGCCGAAUUUAACAAUGCUUGGAAAUAUUUAGAUAACAUUUACGUUCGGAACCAGUCCAGGUACGGACAAAGCAAAACAACCACCUACUAUUGGUGUCGACUAUGGCGUACCAAAGCCUACGAGUCGACCAUUACCGAUGAACAACGCAAACGAAAAAGAAAGGUCCGGGAGCCAAUUGGCUGCCCAUGUCGUGUCCGGAUUGUGAGUGAUGGUUAUCAUAUGAGCGUCACCCGUGGCAAGGAACGACACAAUCAUGAUAUCUCCGCGCUCGAAUAUAAACUCACCACUGCAGCUCGGGAUCUUGCUGCCAAAGCAGUCUCAAAGGGCAAUAGGCCGAGUCUGGUUGCGCGAGAGCUCAAAAACAGCGGUAUUGGUCAUUUUAUAACUUCUAAAGAUGCCUGGAAUGCUGGAAACCUUUGGAUUACUCGGAAAGAACGGCGGCCUCCUUGGCAGAUACAUACUCCUAGAAAUGCACUUAUGCAAGCAAUUGUGGCCAAUGAACCAGGUCCUCCCGAAGUACUGCACAUAGAGGAAUACCCCAAGCCUCCCCCGAAAUUCGGGGAAGUAUUAAUAGAGGUCAAAGCGUUUGGUCUCAGUCGUGCCGAAGUCGUAGCCCGGCAAGGCCACUCAGCCGAUGUUAAGUUUCCGCGAGUCAUGGGUCGCGAGGCUGUUGGGAUUGUGGUUGAGGGCUCCUUUGCGCCGGGAACCAAAGUUAUCGCUACGACAAGAGAUCUACCUCCAGAAUAUUCAGGGAGCUACGCACAAUACACCCGCGUCCCUGUUACUCAUGUUCGAAGAAUCCACCCAUCCUGCCAGCUCUCAUGGGAACACCUUGCUGCGUUCCCGGAAAUGAUUCAGACGGCGUGGAAUGCACUGUUUCGGGCUCUGCGUCUUCAUCCAACUGAUCGUCUUUUGAUUCGGGGUGGUACAACGUCCAUUGGGCUCGCAGCAGCAUGUAUCGCUAAACGGCAUUGUUCCUUCAUAGGUUCGACCACUCGCCAGGGUUGUCGGCAGGAGAUUCUUAAAGAAAUGGGGGCUAACCAGGUCUUAAUUGAUGAUGGCUCUCUGUCAGAAAAGAUUAAGUCAGAGGAGCUCGAGUUCACCAAGGUUCUAGACCUGAUUGGGGCAAAAACCAUAGCCGAUUCCUUGCAAUGUGUAAGGCCAUACGGGGUUGUUUGUAUGGCAGGCACGGUGAGCGAAGAGUCAAACAUUUCCAACUUUAAUCCUAUGGACGCUGUUCCAUCUACCGUAUGCUUUACAACUUAUAAGAGCUCCACGGACGACUUUCAGAACUUUCCACUAGAUGGGAUCUGCCAUGAUGUUGAGACUGGUCAACUGAAACUGCCACAUAUACGAAUUUACCUCGCUGGCCAAAUUGCUGGAGCACAUCAAUGCCUGGAAGAGAAUCGGGCAGAGGGCAAAGUCGUGGUCCUUUGGUGA